Molecule: messenger RNA, 630 nt
Organism: Austrofundulus limnaeus
Lineage: Eukaryota; Metazoa; Chordata; Actinopteri; Cyprinodontiformes; Rivulidae
Source: RefSeq, a predicted model, not a curated record
CAGCCAUGGAUCUCGAAGCUGGAAGAAGCAUUUGCUGGUACUCAGCCAACAAUGGGGGACAUUAAACGUCUUCUGGCAAACCUUCUUGGGGUACCGGCCAUGGAGGAGCUGUUACAGAAGGCUGGACUCCAUAGACAGGUUGGAACAACGGUGUAUGACGCAGYACUUUUUGCAGCAUACAGAGGACAGUUGUGGAGGGCUUUGAGAGCAACAUUUCCAGCUAAUGUUCAUCCAGAUAAUAUAAUCAUCUCACCAAUGGGGGAACAAGAGAAUGCAAGAGCGUAUGUGUUGAGAGCUCAUCAAGCCUGGAGGAAUAUUACCAGAAAUGACCCAGAUUUCAACCGUAUGGAACAGUCCAUUCUCAGGGCAAAGAUCCAAGAAGGGCUCCCACCACCAGUCAGGACCAAAUUGGCAGAGGUGGUUGGUUUGGGCAGCAUGAUGAGAAGUGUUUACACUGACUAUGUGGCACACCAGGUUGAUUUACAUCGUAAAAAGGAACAAGCUCAGGAACGACAAGACCAGGAGACGCUCAGAAAGCUUACCCAGAUGCAACUGAUGGUCAGUAAAUAUAAAGACAAGACUUGAGCUGUUGUAAUGCAAACCCAACAGAAUCAACCUCCACUGCCAUUU